CGCUGGGAGCGAGAUGGCGGCGCCGCAGCCGGAACCGGGUCGGUGCGCGUACUUCGUAGCGAGGAAGAAGCGCUUCUGCAGGAUGGUCCCGGCUCUCGGGAAGCGCUUUUGCGGGGAGCACGGGCACCAGGAGAAAGAAAAUGACAGAAAAAGAAUUCCAUGUCCUCUUGAUCCAAAACACACUGUAUAUGAAGACCAGCUACAAAAACAUUUGAAAAAAUGCAAUUCAAGAGAGAAGCCAAAACCAGUCUACUUUGUUCAAGAUAUUAACGCAGGUUUUAAAGAUGUAGCAGAAAUACCAGAAAAACAAGUAACACUCUCUUCCCUAUCCAAAGAAGAGCUAGAGAAUUUAAUUAUCAAGUUGAAAAAAGCAAGUAAUGGUCUGGAACUCGACCUUAAGGAACAAAUACUGUCUCACAAGGCUUUACAUGAAGCCUUAAAUGACCCAAAGAAUGGGGAAUCUGCUUUUAAACAUUUGAAACAACAGGCUUCCAUUUUAGGUAACAUGGAAAAAUUACAUUUGCUUGGUCCAGGAAGAUGCUUUAUUGAAUUUGGAGCUGGGCGAGGAAAGCUGUCUCAUUGGGUUGAUGUUGCCUUACAGGAUGUUGAAGAUACUCAAUUUUUGCUUGUGGAAAGGGCAACUACAAGAUUCAAGGUGGAUGGAAAACAUAAAAAGAGAGAUUCUGUAUUUGAAAGGCUCCAAGUUGAUAUUCAGCACUUAUGUUUAAAUAAGGUACCUAGUUUAGAGAAGAAAAGACUACCUGUGGUAGGAAUUGGGAAACAUUUGUGUGGGGCUGCCACAGAUCUCGCUUUGAGAUGUUUGGUUGAAAGCUAUGCAACUUGCUGUGGAGGAGAAAAUGAAGAGCCUGCAGCAAAACGUCCUAAGAAUAAGACGGAAGUGGCUGUUAAGAGUUCAGCUGAUAAUGAAAGGAACAAAGAUGACUUUAAGCCUGUAGCUGGAAUUGUUAUUGCACUAUGUUGCCAUCACAAAUGUGACUGGACACACUAUGUAGGCAGAGAGUUCUUCAAAUCAGUAGGACUUGGACCAGUAGAAUUUCAUUAUUUUCAGAGAAUGAGUAGCUGGGCCACUUGUGGCAUGCGAGAAACCAUAACCUCUACUAGUGAAGAUCACACUAACAACACAGAAGAACAUGACCAACCAUACAGCAAAACAGAGAGUGAUUUUGACACUCUGCAAGGGCUACCAGUUGAAGAGCGAAAGGAGAUUGGUGCCCUCUGUAAACUGCUGAUUGAUCAUGGACGGAUCAGAUAUUUACAACAACGAGGAUACAGGGCUGCACUACACCAUUACACAGAGUCUGCUAUAUCCUUGGAGAACGUCCUGUUGACAGCUGUCCCAGAGCCAACUACAUGACAGGACAGACAUUUGGAAUUGGUAGAAAAACUAAAAUCUAUCUAGAUCACUUAGAAAGCAGAUUUAGUGCUUACAAAAAAAAACCUGUUUUAGUCUUUCCUCUACUCAGGAAACGGUUUUACAGUUCCCAGUUUCACUUGGAAUUACAAGCACACAAACCAGUUCUCAUUACUGGAAAAAAAAUCCCUAAGAAUACUUGAAACUGGUUGUAGGCCUCAUUGUUAGGAAGAAGUAUAUUCAGUAUUCUCUUCUACUCAGUUACAUUCUUUAAUCAUUAGCAGUUACGAUAGAAGAAGGACCAGAAGUGCAACUCUCCAAAUUUCCUGAAAGACAAUAGGUUAAAAUAAGAGAAAUGAACAUAGUUUAUUUUCAGUUUGAAGUUCAGGAUAGCUUUGUAUUUUAAGUAGGCCAAAGUACUUGUUUCAUCAGCUCAUGCUGAUAAUGGAAUUCAUUAAGGAAUAAAAUUCAUUUUUAAACUGUC
Molecule: messenger RNA, 1856 nt
Organism: Cygnus atratus (black swan)
Lineage: Eukaryota; Metazoa; Chordata; Aves; Anseriformes; Anatidae
Gene: TRMT13
Product: tRNA methyltransferase 13 homolog
Exons: 11
Coding region: 14-1375 (453 amino acids)
Biological process (GO): tRNA methylation
Source: RefSeq, a predicted model, not a curated record